CAGCAGUCUGAGAUACCACGUUAGGAAGCUCUCUACUCCAGCUGUCAUCAUGCACACACAGUGUACUACAGUCAUCGUAUGUGUUCUCCUGCUCUCUGCGACACUGAUACAGGGGUUUGCUGCACCACGUGGAAGCCGCUGCAAAUGUAAGAGCCUAUCUAAAAAGCUUAAUACUAAGAAGACGAUAAAGUUAGAAAUUUUCCCGCCAAGUUCUACGUGUGAUUUGGAAGAAUAUGUUGCUACUGUGAAAGGAGCCAAAAAAACAAAAUGUGUCAAUCCUCAUAUUAAGGAAGUAAAAGCUAUAUUGAAUGGAAAACUUAAAAACAGCAAACACAUUCAAGUGAUCAGACACUCAGUGUAACUGGGGGAGUAAAAAGACUCUUUCUGUGAUGGAAUACAUAUCUCAAUACUGUUUAUCAGACUAUAACAUGUCCUGAUUAAUACUCAUAUGGAAAACUGUACACAAUAGGGUUAUAUGGAUGUAAAGUGUAUUAAAAAAUUUAAAAUGUUCAUAUGUCUUUGCAUAACUUAUAAAUCAGCAUUUCUAAAUAUUUAUCUAUUGCCAUUUGUAUUAAAUGUGUAUAAAUUCCUUCUGUAUUUUGAAGUGUUGUGCGAACAAUACAAUCUGCUUGUUACUGUCUGGGGAUUAUAGGAGGGAGGACUGCUGCAACACAGCUUAAUGGCAGCACUUUUUGGUGUGUUAUAUGUAUGUAUAGCAGAAAUAAUCCUGUAGAGAAUGAGAUACAGGCUGUACAUUUUGUAUAUUUAUGCAAAGAUUUGUUUUUCCAUUUGUAAAUAUUGUACAAUAUAAUUGAAAGCAAUCAUUACGAAGGUACUGUUACAUGGUAAAUGAGUAUGAAUAGUUUGUACCAAAAUGCAAUAAAAUGUAUAUUUCAAUUUC
Messenger RNA from Pseudophryne corroboree (corroboree frog), 901 nucleotides. Its product is annotated as C-X-C motif chemokine 10-like. Gene Ontology annotation, molecular function: chemokine activity. The coding region runs from base 50 to 361 and encodes 103 amino acids. Gene Ontology annotation, biological process: immune response. The record is from RefSeq and is a predicted model, not a curated record. NCBI's taxonomy places the organism in Eukaryota, Metazoa, Chordata, Amphibia, Anura, Myobatrachidae. Gene Ontology annotation, cellular component: extracellular region. The transcript has 4 exons.